Patella vulgata (common limpet) is the source of this 3283-nucleotide messenger RNA. RefSeq names its product putative ankyrin repeat protein RF_0381. Lineage: Eukaryota; Metazoa; Mollusca; Gastropoda; Patellidae. The coding region runs from base 51 to 2168 and encodes 705 amino acids. Gene Ontology annotation, molecular function: protein binding. The record is from RefSeq and is a predicted model, not a curated record. The transcript has a single exon.
GUUCUUACUACCAUCCUUAUAAGCAUUAUUCUUCAUCAGAUAUUCUUGAGAUGAUGAUAGAGGCUGGGUUAGAUUGGACUAAUAUUCACACAUAUAAUAACAGGCUGUGUACAGUAAUUCACAGUGGCGAUUAUAAAUCGACUUCACUACUUCUCGAACAUGGCAUCGAUGUCAAUACGGUAGAUAAAAAUGGAGACAAACCCCUCGCUCUUGUAUCCCAACAUUGUGAAACACAACUGGUGACAUUGCUGAUAUCAAAAGAUUGUGAUAUAAAUCACCAGAAUCAAAGAGGAGAGACAGCGUUGCACAAAGCUCUACAAGUCAUGAGAUAUUCUCAUCAGAAUCGGAGAAAUGUUAUAAAAAUCUUGUUGCAGAAUGGAAUAAACCCGAACCUUAGUGACGUCGAAGGCCAAACGGUUUUGUUCAUGGCAGUAGCUGAACAAGAAAGAUCUAUUACUGAAGAUUUAUUAAAGGCUGGUGCUGAUGUUAACCAUUGUGAUAAGAGACGGGAAACCCCAUUGAUGAUCGCAGUUGGGAAUAAGGAUAAUGUUAUGGUAGAUGUUCUAUUGAAGGCUGGUGCCGAUCUGAAACCCAGAGAUAUAUUAGGUAUGAAUGCUAUAUUCCUUGCAGCACUAUUGAAUAAUUCACUAGUUUGGGAUGUUUUACUUAAAUAUUCAGAUUUGAGAAGUGAAACAGGGAGUAUCGGUAAUGCCGCAGAUGAAUAUGGUAUAACAUCAUUCAUGGUGGCAGCAGAAAGAGGACCUAAACCUAUGGUAGAAACACUACUCAGAGCUGGCUGUAAUAUCAACCUACAAGGUCAUGGUGGUGAGACGCCGUUAAUGUUUGCUGUAGACAACCAGGAUGAAACUAUUUUAUCACUUCUAUUACAGAAUGGCGCAGACUAUAAUAUUUGUGAUUACAAUGGCCAAACAUCUUUGAUGGCGGCAGCAGGAAGAGGACGUAAACCUAUGGUAGACAAACUACUGAUAGCUGGCUGUAAUGUCAACCUACAAGACCAUGAUGGUAAGACGGCGUUGAUGUAUGCUGUUUACAACAAGGAUGAAACUAUUCUAUCACUUCUAUUACAGAAUGGUGCAGACUAUAAUAUUUGUGAUAACAAUGGCAAAACAGCGUUGAUGGUGGGAGUACAGAAGGAUAAUCAAAUUUAUUGUGAGGAUUUACUGAAAGCUGGGGCUGAUGUUAAUUUGAGCGAUAAGGAUGGAAAUACAGCAUUGUUGAUUGCAGUCCGGUUGAAUAACAGGAAGAUUGUAAAUGGUUUACUGAAAGCUGGAGCCGAUGUUAAUCUGAGUGAUGAUAAUGGAAAGACAGCUUUGAUGAUAGCAGCACGAAACUGUAAUAGAUUUAUAUUAGAAUGUUUACUAAACGCUGGAGCCGAUGUCAAUUUGAGUGAUAAUAAUGGAGAGACGGCUUUGAUGAUAGCAGCAAGAGACUGUAAUAGAUUUAUAUUAGAAAGUUUACUAAACGCUGGAGCUGAUGUUAAUAAAACUGAUACUGAUGGAAGAUCAGCUAUACAUGGUAUAAUGGUUGGUGGUGAUGGAAGGGGUCGGAAAUGGAUCAACUGUCUAAAAUUACUUUUAAUCAAUAGAUGUCACGUGUCACUGGACACUUUAUUCCAACGGUUACUGGGAAAAAACGAAGAAGAUCUGGUAUGGUAUCUCGUAACAGAAAAUUGUUCUCUCAAAGGUUUGGAUCUUUCAAAGGCCAAAGAUAAAUUUCAAUUUCCAGAUGUCUCGAUGCUUUCUAAAAUUCUGUUUGAAAGUGGUGCACCGAAGAGUGGAAUAGAAAACAUUAUUGUUUUGUUGGUGUUAAAUACUGAUUCGUGGCUUUCUACACAUAAUCCGAUGCUGGGUGAAUCUGAAGAUAAACAACAACUUGAUGAAUUUCGUGAUUUCUGUAAAUCACGAAGUUUGAUGUCAAGAUGUAGAAGAGAAAUCGGAAACUGUAUCGGAUCAGGAAUCAGCAGUAAAAUAACUCAAGUUGGUUUACCACAACCUCUACAAGAUUAUGUCCUCAUGAAAGACUUUAUACCCAAGAAAUACUUUACUCUUGUACUAAACGACCAAGAUGAUAGUGAUGCCAGGACCGACGUAUCAAGAAAUAAACAGAUGUUAAUUAGGAGGAAAAUAGGUUCGUUUGAAUCUCGGUAAGAGAGAAUUUGAUCAUAUAUUAUUGAGGUUAAAUAUCAUCCUGAACACAAUAGACAUGCUACAUACUGACCUGGUCAUCAUAUAAUUUUGGAUGUUUCUGAAUAUCCCCUACUUUUUUGAAGAGUAUAUAUUGAUAUAUUUUAACAUUUUAAAAUACUUUUCUUCCGUCUUGGGACUAUUCAUAAAUAAUGUCCUAGUAUAAAGAUGGACAGUAUAGUAUAUUUAUACAUAGUAACACUGUGGUUUUAAUUGGCUAUAUUUACCAUUGUCUAUGGUUACAUAGUAUAUCGGUAAUUAACAGAAAACAUGUAUACACGUGUGUUAAUAUGUUGUAUAUGGGUACAAUUUAGGAACAAUAAGUGGAAGAUAAUCCUGGGAUAGAUUAAGAAAAUUAAUGAAAUUAGUGGCCAAUUGUUAAUUAAGGACUAUUAAGUUGGGGAACGUAUUGCUUUAAUAAAAUGGUUAUCCAUUAUGUUCCUGUUCGUGAUGUCAUUCAUUGAAAUGGAAAUUUGAAAUUUUACUUGUAGGUUUUGUGCACAUCUAUUUAUAAAUAAAGGCCCAUUAUCAAUGUUACAAUCCCUUCCAUGGUUGCGUACUCUAUCCCGUAGAUGUGUGCCCGUCUCUCCGGUAUAAAAGUUCGACAACCAUUACAUGUGAAAACAUAUGAGAUUUUUUGUGUCUCAAUUCAUAUUGUUGUUGACGUUAAAAAUAAAUUUAUGAAAGUUGUUAUUUGACGUUAUAUGAUCGCAACAUUUAUAUCGUUACAUAAAACCCGGCUCUUGUGAUAGAUACAUCGAAUUUAGCUUUGGUUAGGGGGCGUUUCAGAUUAGGUGUCUGUCUUUGAGAUUAGAUGAGUUUGUCGUUUGAUGCCAGUAUUGUCCUGCUCUCGUACAUUGUGAUAAAGAAGUUGGGAUUUUGGGGGUUAUGGAUAGCGACAAAGGUAAUGAUAUUAUCCAGGCUGGUUUGUUUUUAAUUUAGUAGCCCUCAAGAAUUGCCGAAGCCUUGUUCAUCCCAUCUUCUAUUACCUCCAGGGAGUAAUACUGUUUAAAUGAAUGUCUUUUUAGCUCAACUAAUCUGACAACCCGAAGGUCUUCAUCUAUCACAAGCUAAAGAAA